Molecule: messenger RNA, 438 nt
Organism: Racocetra fulgida
Lineage: Eukaryota; Fungi; Glomeromycota; Glomeromycetes; Diversisporales; Gigasporaceae
Source: the annotation of a GenBank genome assembly
AUGCGCGAGUUUCAGUCAGAAGCACUGCCAACAGAUUCUACAGAAGCGUUCAACAGAUGGUCUAGAGGUAUAAACGAAGCAAUAAAUAGUUUAAACACAGAAGCACAAAAAAACUUAAAACAGGCUAAAGACAUUGCACUUAAAUUGGAUAUUAAAAUACCUUUUGUUCCAUCACUUACGGUUGCCAAAGUUGUACAUGAUGGACUUGUACAAAAUUUUCCAACUUUAUUGGUAGAAGGUGACAUUGUAGAAAUGUUGUACGACGAUAUUGCAUCAUGUAGAAUGAAAUUUAUUUCUGAUAAUGUCCCAAAAGAAUUUUCUGUAAAACAAUUGGAGCAAUCACAAGUUUUUAAACCUUCAUUUUUAUGGGAGAUGCAUAUUAAAAAUGAGGAAGAUAUCAAUUUGUCCUUUUGGAAACUCCAUGGGCAAAUUGCUUAA